Aspergillus niger is the source of this 117-nucleotide messenger RNA. RefSeq lists its product as hypothetical. The coding region runs from base 1 to 117 and encodes 38 amino acids. The transcript is spliced from 2 exons. NCBI's taxonomy places the organism in Eukaryota, Fungi, Ascomycota, Eurotiomycetes, Eurotiales, Aspergillaceae. The record is from RefSeq and is a predicted model, not a curated record.
AUGGCCGGAUCUCCGCCAAAUAGCUUUCCAGGCGGCAACGGCCUUUCAGAAGAAUUCGAAGGCUGGCUGCCAGGCGGCAAGCCGACGAACUGCAACGAGACGAUUGGCUCCCGCUAG